Messenger RNA from Australozyma saopauloensis, 1917 nucleotides. RefSeq lists its product as uncharacterized. Gene Ontology annotation, biological process: protein import into nucleus; ribosomal large subunit biogenesis. The record is from RefSeq and is a predicted model, not a curated record. The transcript has a single exon. Lineage: Eukaryota; Fungi; Ascomycota; Pichiomycetes; Serinales; Metschnikowiaceae. The coding region runs from base 1 to 1917 and encodes 638 amino acids.
AUGGGUAAAUUAAGAAAAGGAAGAAGAAACCAAAGAGGCCGUGUAAAUCCAAUAGCUCGUAAAGAUGGAACCUCGGUAUCUAAACAAGAAUUAAAGGAUGAGACCACUCGCCAGAAUAAGAUUGUCCCAUUGAUUUCCCAAUUAUCGUCCUCUGCCCUCAAUGACAGAUCGGUCGCUCUCAAUGCGAUCACUGUCUUGUGUGAGGAUAAAAGAAUGCGUAAAUUGCUCCUCAAAGAGCGGUUGAUUCCUGUGAUUAUGGAACAGACACUCACUGACGACAACGAUGAGCUCGUGGUCGAGUCAUUUGGAUUGUUGAGAAACUUGACCAUUGAAGAAGGCUACGAGGUAGCCAAAUUUUUGUGGAGAUCUGACAUUUGGACCUCCAUCGAAACCUCUUUGACCAAGAUUCAAUCAACAUUGCAGUUCUUGGCUGAGGACAAGAAGCUUGACCUGAAGAGAACAUUCAUGUUCUAUGACUUUGUUGAAAACAUUCUCUCCUUGAUCGUGCUGAUAGCAAGCUGCUCUCUAGAUUUGUAUGAGAGCAUCUACAGCAAAAUUGAGCCCGUAGUGACCCUCACAGUGGAGAUUCUUAACUGGAAUUGUCAGAAGCUUCGCUCUGUGAAUCUCUUCAACUCUGCGCUUGACUUUCUCUAUGAGUUUGCAUCUGACUCGGCUGAAUUUGUUGUUUCUUUGUCCCAAUUGCCAUCCUUUUCGUUGAACACAAUCGCUGAAGCAGCUAAUCUGCCAGCUCAGAAGAACAAUGCUUUAGGCAGAGUAUAUAUUGAAGGUUUGCGUCUUCAUUUCAUGGAAGUUAAGGGUGACUACAACCGUUCGAAAUCUGAGGCUUGUGCUCAAGUUAUUCAAAAUUUGUUCUCAAUUGUCACUCCUAUCGACUUGAACGAAAUCAAGAAACAGUUAUCUGCCCCAGACAACGCAGAGCUGCCUCUUCAAAAGCAAAAGCAAGAAGAGAAGCCCCAAGAUAUUGAUGUUCCGUUAGGAGGUGAAUCGGCCGAGAAAACGCACGCCAAAGCUGAUCUACAAGCUAUCGAAAUUGCCAUUGAUAUUCUUGCUUCGAUUUGUGAACUAUUAGCUAUUAACGAGCAAGAUCCUCUGCAGCCAGUCACCUUGGAUGACAUUGUCACAUCAGUGAUUCUUACAACAGCCUUUUCCUCGUGUUUGCAACUCCUAAAGUUUUCUCGUGAAAAUUCUGAUGUCAUUCAACUUACUACAAAAGUCUUGAUGGCUUUCAACAACAUUUCUUGGUUGUUUUUGUCGUCUGUCUCUGUUCCUGUCGAAUGGUAUGGAAAAAUUCCUGAAUUAUGGCAAGAAAUUGAGUUGUCCUCUGUCAAUGAUGAUUUAGAGCUACAAAAGACAUCUUUGAGUGUGAUGUGGGCUAUGACGAAAGCUGUUGGCCCUGAAGUCAAAGAUAAAGUAUCUUUGGACAAUGUAAAGUCACUCUUACGCAAAUGUACAGCGCUCUCUCAAACUGGAGAAAAUCCUGCCGAAGACAUGCAUUUGGUAUUUGAGUAUCUUUUAUCUGCAGUGGGAUUUAUGGGAAGCGUGGCUCAAGUAAUCCAGAACACAGAAAUCACAGCAGAGGUUUCGGAGUUUCUAUUCUCCUUAAUCUCACACUUUGUGGACGAAAAAAAUAAUUUGAAAGACACCAAAGCCCUCGAAAUUCCCGUGGAGUGCUUGAACCUCAUUUACGAUAUCUUUGGUGAUGCUGAAUAUCCGUAUGAUGAACCCAUUUUUGUGCAGAGAAGCUACUUGCAAAGAUUGGAGCAAAUGGAGCCACAAGUCAAAUCAUUCUACAAAAAGAUUGAUAAGAAAUGGAGUACCGAGCUCAAGUUACGAGCUGAGGAGGCAUGGAUGAAUCUCUCACGGUUCAUCGAGUACAAAAGAUCCGAAAGACAGUAA